This is a messenger RNA of Lampris incognitus (smalleye Pacific opah), 5230 nucleotides long. Its product is annotated as FYVE, RhoGEF and PH domain-containing protein 6-like. Gene Ontology annotation, molecular function: metal ion binding; guanyl-nucleotide exchange factor activity. The transcript has 21 exons. Gene Ontology annotation, cellular component: cytoplasm. Bases 341 to 4288 code for a protein of 1315 amino acids. Lineage: Eukaryota; Metazoa; Chordata; Actinopteri; Lampriformes; Lampridae. The record is from RefSeq and is a predicted model, not a curated record.
AUGACGCGCCUUUUCUUAAAAAUCGUAAAACAAAAACAAGAAAACAAACACGCACCCGCACAAAUAACUCGUGGGUUGUGAACGCCCCUAGCGGCCAGCUGGGGAACAUCAAACAAUGGGUCAGUGGAGCGGCGGAGGAGCAGCUGUGCGGGUCGAGACUUUAAAGUGACGAACUGGGAAAGACCGUCAAAGUCGGUCUGGCGGACUAACGCGCCGGGUUUUGCAUCGAAGACACCGUUUGGGAUGAGUCUGCCGGCGAAGGGCGGCCUGUCCUCCGCUGGGUUGAUGUGAAAGUCUGAAGGGUUUGUCAAGACGGGAGACGUGCGGAUCCGAGGCAGACAUGAACUCAGUUAUGCAGAAGCCUCCAUUGGCUCCUAAACCGAAGCUAGUCCACCCCCAGAGGCCCGGCUUGUCUCCUGCUACCCCCAGACGUGAUGGCCUCCCUCACCCUUCCCCUUGUACAUCAAAGAGGGUUAAACCAGCACUGGCUCCCAAACCCUGCCUGCAUAAACACACUGUGGAAUCCAAACCAUUUGCUUCAAAGAGCCCACACCAGAUAUCUGCAUCUGAAAAAUCAGAUAUCCCGAGGACUGUAGGCCUCCUGAAUUCCAAUAAUGGAGUACAGAUAGUAAACAAAAAGCCAGAUUGGGAUUAUAUCAUUCCAAUCUGCCUUUGUAGCCAAGAAAAGUGUCAGUGCCUGGGCAGCACUACAGACAAGGCCCUUGACAAAGACUUACAGAUGUUGCAUAAAGGUAAAACUGAAGACUUCAGAGAGGCCGUCGCUAGAUCGAAAAGUAAACUGGAUAGCAACGGGGAGAAGCUAGACAACGCAAAGGGCCCGAAAUUCAACGGCAAUGCUCUAUUGAAUGUUUCUUUACAGCCAGCAUACACCAAUGCCCACCCCCUUUAUCAUAAAUGUUCCCUGGAGGUGAAGGUUCAGACUGAAGCACUUCACAAAAACCUCAUUACAGACCUUGUGACCCCCAAUAAUGUGGUCACUGCAAAGCCCUGGGUGUCUCACAGAACCUGGAGCGACGAGGUUAAUGGCAACACGAGUCCUUCGAAUGAUGUUGGACAGGAAUUAGCCAGUCCUGUCUCUUCUGCCCCAUCUCACAACUCCAACAAGGUCUCAGUGGCCCUUAGGAAGCCUCUCCCUGUCCCUUUGCCACGGAAGCCCAGGAAGGAGCCCUUGCCCCGCCAGGAAAAGGUGGAGGAAGAGGAUGAUCAGAGGUUGAGGAGGGACGGGUGGGAAAUAGGCAUCAACGAGGUGAAGGUGUUGUCUGGCAGCAGGACGAUCCCGUCUCUGUCUGGCCACAAAGAUUUCCCGGAACAGAAUGGUCCUGUUGGUGUAAACGACCUGAUCCUCCCUCUCCCGCCAGCUCCCCCACCCAGGAAGAAACUGUUUCUAUCUGCCCACGAGAGACCCCCCGCCUUGGCUUCUCACACCGUCCCACAUGCCAUGGACCAGGAGGAGGAGGAGGUUCUGCAGUGGGAUGCUGGCACCUACGGGAUGGAGUGCUCUGUGGAUGAGGAGGAUGAGAAGGUGGGGAAUAAGGAAGAGAGAUAUGAUAAUAGGGAGGAGGUUCACUGCGGCCUCACACAUUUUCCUCCUGCCACCAGCAGACCCGAUCAGCUGGAGCUCAACUGUCACUCAGACUUCACCGCAGCAACCGGCAGCAGUUUUGUGGAAGACAGCAGUGUCAAGGUAGUGCUGAGCAAACCACAGAGGCACAGCGCCCCCUUGGCGUGGGCACCAAAGAUGGAACCCACUGUGGAAGCAGAGGAAGGGAAACUUCCAGAAAAUAAUAAAAAGCUGGACCUUGCUCUAAAGGAGACAGCUAUAAAAGAUCUGUUUUUGACCCCAGAUGAAAGAGUGGGCAGAAGCAUCAACCCAUCUCUGAUGUCUUCCAGUUCCACGAAGCCUAUUUGUUCCAACUCGGGCAAGCCAAGGUCCAAGUCGUUCACUACCAUUGACCUCAUUCGCUCUGACAGACAGAAAAGGAACACUUUCAGGAAGCUCCUCGACCUGAAACUCUCUGUGAAGAUGUUUCCCAAACUCACAGUGAAAGGAGGUCAGACACCAGACCACACCGUGGCGGAAAUAGAACAAUGUGUGGAUGGGGACCAAAGUGGUGACUGCAGCCUCCAACAGAGGCUGGGUUUAAAGGUGCCGGCGGGACGGAAGUUCUCCUGCCCGCAGAUUGGCCUGGAGCAGAAUGUGGAUGGAGAUGAGUUCUUUCCUGAUAUGGAGUAUGAGAACGAUCCUCACUACGAGGAGAUUCUGGACUAUAUGAACCUACCUGUGGGGGGCGCAGCGGUCCAGUCGCCCUCAGCCUGGCAGAACUCCAUGUAUGAUGAUGAAGAUGAGAACAUCUAUGAAGUGCCAGAGCCGUAUGUGUCCCUAGACAAAAACACCAGACUUCAACAGAAACAUACUGGCACCGAAAGCGCCUCUCCGUUUGACACCACACCCCGUCAACAUGACAGAGGCUCCGCUGAAGAAGCGAGGGCCCGGCUGGAUGACGGGACCUUGGUCGACGAUGUCAUCAUGGACCACAGCUCGGAUGAGGAGGACGACAGAAGCUCCACCUCCAGCAAAGGAGAACCUCAGCAGCCAGAGGUGGAGCGUGGGCCGAAAAAGAGCAAGAUACACUACAUCGCCACCGAGAUUAUGAUGUCUGAGAAUGUGUUUGUUGGCGUCCUGAAGCUGCUACAUAUUGAUUUCCGUGAUGAGGUUUCCAAGGCGUCUCAUCUGACCGGGAAGCCGGUGAUUGAGGAGCGGAUUCUGAACCAGAUCCUGUACUACCUGCCACAGCUCUACGAGCUCAACCGAGACCUGCUCCGGGAGCUGGAGCAGAGGGUCGCCAGCUGGGAUGAGAAUGCCCAGCUGGCAGACAUCUUUGUGAAGAAAGGGCCUUAUCUGAAGAUGUACUCCACUUACAUCCGUGAGUACGACAGGAAUGUGGCUCUACUGGAAGAGCAGAGCAAGAGGAACCCGGUGUUUGGCGGCGUGGUGCGGGAGUUUGAGGCUAGUCCACGCUGCGCCAACCUGGCUUUGCGGCAUUACUUACUGAAGCCUGUACAGAGGAUCCCUCAGUAUCAACUGCUGCUGACAGACUAUCUCAAAAAUCUGCCUCAGGACUCGGUAGACUACAAAGACACACAAGCCGCCCUUGCCAUAGUGAAAGAGGUGGCUAAUCAUGCAAAUGACAUUAUGAAACAAGGGGAUAACUUCCAGAAGCUGAUCCAGGUGCAGUGUAGUCUAAAUGGCCACCAUGAGAUAGUCCAGCCCGGGAGGGUCUUCCUUAAAGAAGGCGUUCUUAUGAAGUUGUCCAGAAAGGUCAUGCAGCCCAGAAUGUUCUUCCUGUUCAACGACACGUUGCUCUACACCACUCCCGUUCAGUCAGGCCAGUAUAAACUGAACAAUAUGCUGUCUCUAGCUGGCAUGAGGGUUAGCAAGCCGAACCAAGAGGCCUACCAGAAUGAGCUCAACAUUGAAAGUGUGGAGCGCUCCUUCAUUCUCUCCGCAAGUUCGGCUACAGAAAGAGAUUGUUGGCUGGAGGCCAUUUCCCUGGCAAUCAGUGACUACACCAGGAAGAAGAUCACUUUCAUAGCUGGCAAAACUCCAGAGGAGACAGAGCUAACAGGUGGGGACAGCGGUGCUCCUUUGGGAUCCAAAGCCCCCAUAUGGAUCCCUGAUCCGCGAGCCACUAUGUGCAUGAUCUGCACCUGUGAGUUCACUCUGACAUGGAGGAGACACCACUGCCGUGCAUGCGGAAGGGUGGUGUGCCAGUCAUGUUCCUCCAACAAACAGUGUCUGGAGUACCUGAAGAACCAGCUGGCUCGGGUGUGUGAUCAGUGCUUCCUUGUUCUUCAACAACAGAAAAGUGAACAAGUCCUGUCAACGGCUCUGUCACCAGGGAACAGGUCGGCCUUUGCAUUCUCUAGAAAACAAAAGAAGAUACCUGCUGCCCUCAAAGAGGUAUCAGCUAACACAGACAACUCCUCAAUGAGUGGUUACUUGCAGAGGUCAAAGGGAAAUAAGAAGCAGUGGAAGAGGCUGUGGUUUGUCAUCAAGGACAAGGUCCUUUACACGUACGCAGCAAGUGAGGAUGUGGCUGCGCUGGAGAGCCAACCCCUGCUCGGAUUCAUGUUGAAAGGAGAAUCAAGUCAGAGGUUGCAGUUCAAGCUCUACCACAAAAACACGCUGUACUACAUCUUCCGAGCAGACGACAUCCAGACAGCCCAGAGGUGGGUUGACUCGUUCAAGGAGGCGACGGUUCUUUAACGGCAGACGACUUGUGAACAUGUCCGUUCAGCUCGACGCGGUCAGACCCCGUCAUGUGACGAGCCGCAACAGAAUAUCAUCGAUAAUCGAAAUGACCUCAGCGCCGCCAAACACUGCAGGAAAAUGGGGAGGCGACAACACAGGCGGGGCCGCAUUAAAAUGUAGUGUAAAUGUACUUGAUUUUUUUUAUUUUAGGAAAUCUGGAUACCUUUCAGUGUACGAUCGGUCGUAUUGAAAACCGUAAUUCACAAAUCACUAGUGUAGGUCACGUUUGGGGCCAGCUGUUAAGUUCGUGUACAGUUGUUUAGACGAGUUAGGGGGGGGGGCGUGCAGCCAUCACCUGUACUUCUUUGUGCAUUGAUUUUCCUUCCAUAACAUGGUCGUUUCCUCUUGCGGGAACCAGCUAGGAGUUUUCACAUCUUUAACAUGUUUUCUCAACAUUUUUAGUAUUUCUUAAAUUGAUCAUGAAGUAAGCCUGUUAUUCUGUGUAUUAAAAUUUAUUUGGAAAAAACCCUCUAGAUCAGUAAUAGUACAAAAAAAAAGGAUGUCUCAUUUUAAUUAGAAAUAAUCACUUCAUCAGUGUCGUAAAGAAGCAUUUCUAUGGUUUGUGUUGUUGGCUAUAGAAAACACAAUGGCAGACAUGGUCUUGCAUGGGGUACCUAUGGCUUUUGUUUAUCACAUGACCUGAGGAAGAUGUGUUACUGGGGGUAAUUCACUCUGUUGUAAUGUACCAAAACAUUCACUGCACUUGGGUCUGGACUUCUCACGUAAAUGCUCGUACAGAUGGUGAAUGGAGGACCCAAAAUGACGUCUCCCCGUUCGAGACUUAAUGUAUUCCUGUGUAAAUGAUUUCAAGUAGAUGGAAAAUUGUAUAAUCUGAUGAAUUUAAUUUUAUUACGUGACUUUUAUAAGUGCUGCGUUUGCCUCGUUUCACUGCAAUAA